Molecule: messenger RNA, 3033 nt
Organism: Marmota monax (woodchuck)
Lineage: Eukaryota; Metazoa; Chordata; Mammalia; Rodentia; Sciuridae
Product: BCL2/adenovirus E1B 19 kDa protein-interacting protein 2-like
Exons: 4
Coding region: 1-1260 (419 amino acids)
Biological process (GO): apoptotic process
Cellular component (GO): cytoplasm
Source: RefSeq, a predicted model, not a curated record
AUGGUCCCUGACCUGGAGAAGAUUCAGUCAAAGGAAGUGUCUGCAGGCUGCAGAACUGAAGAACCAAUAGCUGUUCAAGUCCAAGAAACUGGAACCUCAGAACACAGGGACCAAAGAUUCAGUCUGAAUCUGAGACGAAAGACCUGGAAGCUUCCUGAAGAAGAGCUGCUGCGGCCGGGAAACCGGGCUGGACUUUCUACCGCUGACCGAGGGGAGCGGGCUCCGCUCGGUGCCGCCUUCUGCGACCUGGCCGUCAGCCCCACGUCGCCGGCCUGGAGGGGCGAAGAGAACGAGGGGGCCAAGGCUUCCUCCGGGGAUAUUGGCUCUCUGGAUUAUCAGGAGUCAAUAGUUGACAUUGAAUCCAGGCUGAGAAUGGAAGGUGUAGAACUGAAAGAAGAAUGGCAAGAUGAAGAUUUUCCAAUACCUUUACCAGAAGAUGAUAGUAUUGAAGCAGAUAUACUAGAUGUAACUGGACCAGAGAGCCAGCCUGGCUUACUAGAAGUUAAUGGAAAUAAAGUAAGAAAGAAACUAAUGGCUCCAGAGAUUAGCUUGACACUGGAUCCGGGUGAUGGCUCUGUGUUGUCAGAUGAUUUGGAUGAAAGUGGGGAGAUUGACUUGGAUGGUUUAGACACACCAUCAGAGAACAAACAGCUUUGUCUUGGAAACAAACAACUAACAUGCAGUAGGUUUCCCCUCCCCCCAUCUUUUGAUGAUCUUCCAAAACCCAAAACAACAGAAGUAAUUAGGAAAGGCUCAAUCACUGAAUAUUCAGCAGCAGAAGAAAAAGAAGAUGGACGACGCUGGCGUAUGUUCAGGAUUGGAGAACAGGAUCACAGGGUUGAUAUGAAGGCAAUUGAGCCCUAUAAAAAAGUUAUCAGUCAUGGAGGAUAUUAUGGGGAUGGAUUAAAUGCCAUUGUUGUAUUUGCUGUCUGUUUUAUGCCUGAAAGUGGUCAACCUAACUAUAGAUACCUGAUGGACAAUCUCUUUAAGUAUGUUAUUGGCACUUUGGAGCUAUUAGUAGCAGAAAACUACAUGAUAGUUUAUUUAAAUGGUGCAACAACUCGAAGAAAAAUGCCCAGUCUGGGUUGGCUCAGAAAAUGUUAUCAGCAAAUUGAUAGAAGGUUACGGAAAAACCUAAAAUCCCUAAUUAUUGUGCAUCCCUCUUGGUUUAUCAGAACACUCCUGGCUGUUACAAGACCAUUUAUUAGAGUUGAUCAAGAACUUAAUGGAAAACAAGAUGAACCGAAAAGUGAACAGUAAGUUUGGCAUCUAGUUCAAACAAGACUGAAGAAUGUGCUGAUGAAGCAAUGCUCUCUUUUGCAUUUAUAAUGCAUUUAUUGGCUUGCAUUUUUAUGUAAUCUGUUACAAAAUUGACUUUGUCUUAAUGGACUUUUGUACAAGGGGCUAUUUACUGCUGUAUUGGUUUGCAAAUCUCUCGAAUUUAGCUCUUUAAUGGUUAAUUAUAUUGUAAUCAUUUUGUAUUUUAUAUUGCUAAUUAGCAGAGAACUACACUUUAUAAAGCAGUUUUUGCAUUUGUUUAUUGAGUGAUGAUGCAUCUUCAGUAAAAUAUUUAUAUGCCUAAAUGUCAAAGAAAUAAUAUAUAUUUUUAUGUUUUUGAGCAAAAUUUUUUAAUGUAUACCUAUCUUGUAGAAGAAUAGGCAGGUAAAUAAGAUCAUGAUUUUAUAAAGUACAUGUUAGAUGUUUUGAUUUUGUAAAUGGUUGAAUACAUUUCCUGGGUAACUUUAGAAAAUUAAGUUGCUCUAAGGCAAGGGUCAGUUAAACUGAUUCUCUCAGAUAUCCAAAGAUCAUGUACAUAAUUUAAGUAGAUAGUACCAUCCCAAGCUUUUUUUUUUUUUUCCACUUAAUGUAUAUUGUUCCUUAAUUCAGAAGCACAAAUACAAGUGCAUUGUACACUUUUUCCUCUGAAAACAAGUCAAAAAGCCAUUUUUAGAACUAAUAGGUUAGAAGUUAGGGUUUGUACAUAUGUAAAUAUGGGAUAUUUUAUCUUCUGGCCCAAAGUCAGAACUGUUAUAAAAAUUUUUGGAUUUGUUCACUAAUGUGAAAUAAGCUGUGUGUCCAGGGUAUCACUCCCCAGAAUUCGUGUGAGUGCUUUGUGAUAUUGCAGAGAAUGUGAUGAGUGUUCACUGUCACAAUUUCUGUAGAAAACAGGGGCUGCUUUUUAAACUGCUCUCACUGUGGGCACUUUACCAAAAUACUUCCAUAUCAAUUAUUUGAACUCAGUAGUAGUUUGACCUAGUCAAAUAUGAUGUGCUUUCAAGUUUCUGUUGAAUCGAGUUUGACAAUAAUAGACAAUAAUACUGUAAAUUAAGUUAAUUUUGUAUGUCUUAGAGCAUCAUUAUAUUGCGCUGUUUGGGAUGAAACAUUUGAUAAGUAUGUAAACUCCUUGUUUCAUUUGGUAAGUACUAUUAUAUUGAAAUAAAUUGUAUUUGUGCCUCCAAACAGAGCUUAAUUAACCACAGAAUCAUUCUAAAACAACAGGUUUGUCCAGAAUUUUCAUAAACUUGAGUGACAUAUACUUAGUAAAUUUAAUAUUCUCCAUAUUUAAAGGUCAUGCUGUCCAGCAUGUCCUGUAAGCUAUUUUACAAAAAGAGAAGGGUAGAGUAGCAAAAUUGAAGUAGAUUUGUGCUUAGCUUUUUAAGAUUUGUUCUCUUCUGUACUGAUCGUACAAUCAUGGCUUUACCAUUGUCAUUUUUUUAAUAUAAAGUGUCUGCUAUAAAAGGGGAUUUUCCUUUACUUUUUGUCCUCAUCAGUCCUAAACUUGGCAUGCUGACUUAAGUCCAGUUAUGGGAGAUGCUAGAGGAUUCCUUGGAUGAAGCAUUCUUCAGCAGCCUUUUGACUGGGAUCCAGCAGCUCUAGACAGAUCCUUUAUUAAUGUCAUUACAAUGAAUUAAGCCAAAACCAUUAUUCUUGCUGAAAUCUUAGAAACACUUUGUAUUGAAGAAAUAAACUGACAAGAACUAUUCAGUUAUUCCUUCAGAAUUUGGGGAUUAUGAAUAAAGAUGUUGGAUUUAA